AGCAAACGAAGCGUUUAAUUUCACUGAAUGCGCCUAAGAUCGCUCUGGUCAUGAAAAUCAACGAAAAAAACCUAUACGUCUUUGCGAGAACGCCGCCCUUUGACAUUGAAGGUUUCCUAAAUAAACGCGGCGAAGUCAACAAGGCCUUCCAACGACGAUAUUUUGUGCUAAAGGGCAACUUGCUUUUCUACUUUGAAUCGAGGGUGGACAAGGAGCCACUCGGUCUAAUCAUUGUAGAGGGUUGCACCAUCGAAUUGUCCAACGAGGUGGACAACUUCUGCUUCGAGAUCGCCUUCAACGGCAACCGCACCUAUGUCCUUUCCGCCGACAACCAGGAGAGCAUGGAAAGCUGGAUGAAGGCGCUUACCUGCGCAGGCUACGAGUACAAGAGAAUCAUCCUAACCGAGCUACAGCGGCAACUGCAGGAGAUUGAGGACUCAAGAAACAAAAUGCUUAGUAAUGCUGACGGACCGCAAAUUUCCUCGGAAGGACCUAAGCCCAGGCCUCCGCCUAGGCGGACAAAUCCUUUCAACAGACCAGCCCCUCCUCCACCGGACAGUUCGCUGAGGGGCGGGGUGGUAAUGUCGCCAAUGCCUUUUAUCAAUGGGUAUUUUGGCUCCAGCAAUGCGCGCCUACAACAGGAAAAGCUUAUGGAUGCUAACGGUAACGGAAGUCCGAGUGGAACGCCUAAAGCACAUCGCCGCCCCACACCAGGGACUUCUGUCGCCACCAGCGUUUUUUAUCCUGAUGCACGAGAUCCGGGUGCGGCUAGCAACAUCCACCACAAAACCAACGCCGAGCGACAACGACGAAAGGUCAAGGCGCUAGAAGAUUUCACCCGCAACCACGAGCGUUUUAGGCAGGAACUGAUGCCAGAUGUGUCUGCCUAUCGCGAGCGCCAAGGACAGCCACUCAUACAGUUGUGAUGUAGGAGUGUUCUGUGCCAAGUUAUUGUAUUAACCGUUUUGUGAAACAUCAAAAAACCCUUUUAAUUAAUUAUGCCUACCUUAAAUAUAUUUGUUUGUUUAAUAAACGAAAAGUACGUUUAUAUAAUAUAAAA
Molecule: messenger RNA, 1060 nt
Organism: Drosophila ficusphila
Lineage: Eukaryota; Metazoa; Arthropoda; Insecta; Diptera; Drosophilidae
Gene: IPIP
Product: sesquipedalian-1
Exons: 4
Coding region: 51-926 (291 amino acids)
Biological process (GO): endosome organization; receptor recycling; retrograde transport, endosome to Golgi
Cellular component (GO): early endosome; trans-Golgi network; recycling endosome
Source: RefSeq, a predicted model, not a curated record